AUGUCAAUGGACACACCCCAUCCCAUCCGGCACGACUACACAAUCGCCUGCCUCUGCCCCAUGGGCCUCGAACAAGCGCCCCUCGAGGCCCUCCUCGACGAACCCCACCCCAGCCUCCCCACCAGCCACGACAAAAACAGCUACACGCUGGGCCGCAUAGGCGCCCACAAUGUCGCCAUCGCAGCCAUGCCCGGGAUCGGGAACAACAGCGCCGCGUCGGUCGCCACGCAGCUGGUGAACGACUUUCCGGGCGUGCGGUUUGCUCUCCUCGUCGGCAUCGGCGGCGGGGUUCCAGACUUGUGCGAGGGCAUCGAUAUCCGGCUUGGGGAUGUGGUUGUUAGUAAACCGUCGGGACGAUGGGGCGGGGUGGUGCAGUUUGAUCGGGGCAAGGCACUUCCAGACAGUCACAGUCGAUUUGAGCGGACGGGGGCGCUUCAGCGGCCGCCGGAUGUGCUGCUGGGGGCGGUUGCGAGGCUGGAGGCGCGCCAUCGGCGGGUGGAGAGUGAGAUUCCGAGGUAUUUGCAGGAAAUGGUUGAACGGUAUCCGAAGAUGAAAGAGGGGGGUUAUACGUGCCAAGGCGCGGAGAAUGAUGUGCUCUUCCGGGCGGAGUUUGAGCAUGCUGGUGGGAAGGACUGCCGGGGCUGUGAUCCCGGCGAGAUCGUUGAGCGGGAGAGCAGGCUGCAUCUCAGCCCGGUGGUGCAUUAUGGGACGAUUGGAUCGUCGAAUGCGGUUAUCAAGGACGGUCGAGUGAGAGAUAUGCUCAGAGACGAGUUGGAUGUGAAGUGCGUGGAGAUGGAGGCUGCUGGGUUGAUGGAGUCGUUUCCGUGUCUGGUUAUACGGGGCAUCUGCGACUAUGCGGAUUCACAUAAGAACAAAAGAUGGCAGCCUUAUGCUGCUGCGACGGCCGCUGCAUAUGCAAAGGAGUUGCUGUCUAUUAUCCCACCUUUGGAAAGAGUGUCAGUGCCACGGGCCAGGGAGGGAAACAACCAUGCUCCGCCGCGAGGAUCUACCAAGAUACUCAUGGGAAAUACCGGGAAUUUCAUCAAUGGAUCCGUGUCUGGCGAUUUUGUCGCUGGAGACAAAGUCAAUGGGGACAAGAUACUGUGGGGUGAAAGAUGGUAA
Molecule: messenger RNA, 1122 nt
Organism: Aspergillus lentulus
Lineage: Eukaryota; Fungi; Ascomycota; Eurotiomycetes; Eurotiales; Aspergillaceae
Biological process (GO): nucleoside metabolic process
Molecular function (GO): catalytic activity
Source: RefSeq, a predicted model, not a curated record